UCAAGGUGGACCAGAACAGGACCCCUCGGGGAUCUCAGGUGACCCAUUCCUCCACCAUGGUUUCUCCAUCUGUAGAAUGGUGAGAUUCAUUUAUGCCAAGUUCCUCAGCAGAAUCUAUGAAAGCACUGAGGACAAUGUUAUUGUUCUUCCUGGUGUGGGUGGGUAAAGGAGCGAGGCCUCCGCUCCCCAACCCGAAUUUGCUUUCCCCCGACAGCCAAAGGAGCCAGAGAGCAAGUGAUGAGUUCCCAGGACAUGGAGCCUUCAGCCAUCUUCGAGGCGCUGGUGGAAGGGCUGGAGUGCUGGGACCUCCCCGGGCACUGUACCCCUUGUGAGCUGCUGCUGGUGGGCGAGACGGCUCUCCCGGUGCUGGUGAAUGCCCAGGGCCAGGUCCUCGUCGCCGCCUCCCGCUUUGGCCGGGGCCGCCUGCUGGUCGUGGCCCAUGAGGGCUAUCUGAAGGAAGCCCGGCUCGCCCGUUUCCUGUGUAACGCCGUGAGCUGGCUCUGUCCCUCACCGGGGGCUGCAGUUGGGAUCGGCAGGGGCCUAGACGCCCUGGCUGAGAUCCUCCGGGGUGCUGGGGUGGAGGUGCAGGAUCGGGAGGAGCUCGGCGAGGCCCCGGGGGUCUACUGCACCGACGCCUAUGAGCUGGGGCAGCCAGAGAAGCUGGUCCGGUUCCUGAAGGCCGGAGGGGGUCUGCUCGUUGGGGGCCAGGCCUGGCACUGGGCCAGCCAGCACAGCCCAGACAGGGUGCUGUUCGACUUCCCUGGCAACCGGGUGACUAGUGUGGCCGGCGUCUACUUCACUGCUGCCGCUGCAGAUGCGGGCCUCCUCCAAGUGUCCAAGAAGGUUCCUAACAUCCCACUGACAGUGCGGUAUGCCCAGGACUUCACGCAGGACCAGAAGCAAAUCCUGGCUGGCCUGUCGGAGCUGGACAUCGUGACGGGAGGUCUCCCCUCGCAGCUGCUGGUGCACGGGGCUCUGGCCUUCCCCCUGGGGCUGGACCUCACCCUCGGCUGCUUCGUGGCCGCUGCCCACUUUGGCCGGGGCCGUGUGGUGGUGGUGGCCCACGAGGACCUGCUGACGGCCCCACGUCUCACUUCCCUGCUGGUCAAUGCCGUGCGCUGGCUGGAUGACGGGAGGGGUGGCCGCGUCGGGAUCACCUCUGGCCUGGAGGGCCUGUGCCCCUUGCUGGCCCCCAGCGGGCUGGCCUGCGGGCCGGGGCAGCUGGAUGAAGGCCUGAGCGUCUUCGUGUGCAAGGCCUACAGCGACGAGGAGGCGUCCGAGAUCCGGGAAUUCGUGGCGGAGGGAGGGGGCCUGCUGAUCGGGGGCCAAGCCUGGUGGUGGGCGUCACAGAACCCCGGCCAAGAUGCUGUGGCCGGUUACCCCGGCAACCACAUCCUCAACCACUUCGGCAUCUCCAUCUUGGGCCAAAGCCUGACGGCCGGGCAAUUCCCGGUGCCCCAGCAUAAUCCUGGGCAGUACCACUUCCGCCAGGCGCUGGCUCAGUUCCUGGGGGAGCUGGAGGGGCAGCAGGCCCUGCGGGAGGGGUGGCACUGGAAGCUGGGGCAGGACUGCAUGGCAUUCCUGCGACUCCCGGCCCAGGAGGUGCCCGCCUACGCCUCCCUCCACUGCAUCCUGAGCAAGGCGGUACAGCAGGCGGGACUCCCAGAUGUAAGCCGCCAGCACCCCGUGCUCAAUGACUCCAAGGAGGGGUUCUUGCUCUCCCUGGCCACAGAACUGGUGCACUCGGGGAUACACUGCUCGGCACUGGUCCAGGGGCCAGGGAGCGGGAACUGCCCUCCUCAGGUGGGGCCGCCAGGACCCCCCAUCACUGUGGAGAUCGAUGGCACCAACCCAGGUGACGUGGUGUGGGUGAGCACGGGGCUGUACCUCCCCUGGGGCAGCACCUUGACGAUCACCCUCCCCUGUGAUGUCACAGAAGCUGGCCUGGAGGUGCAGAUCGGCUGCCACUCCGAUGACCUGAGCAGAGCCCGGGAGCUGUGCCGGGCGCCAAUAGUGAUCCGCCGCAGUUGUGUAGAAGAGCAGGAGCGUGCCAUCCCCUGCCUCUGGGGUGGACUCAUCUACAUCAUCGUGCCCAAGGGCAGCAAGCUGGGCAAGGUGCCCAUCAUGAUCGAGGGAGCCCUGCCCGCCCCAUACUUCAAACUAGGAGAGACCUCGCGGGAGGAGUGGGAGGCCAGCAUCCGUCACCGGCCCGCCCCCUGGGGAGAGCUGGCGACCGACAACAUCAUCUUGACCCUGCCGUCCGAGAGUCUGCGGGGCCUCAGGGACCCGGAGCCGCUGCUGAGCCUCUGGGACCAAAUGAUGAAGGCCGUGGCCACGCUGGGGGCGGUGCCCUUCCCCUUCCUCCGGCCAGAGAGGAUCGUCACUGACGUGCAGAUCUCUGCCGGCUGGAUGCACUCGGGUUACCCCAUCAUGAGCCACCUGGAGUCUGUGCAGGAGAUGGUCAGUGUGAAGGACAUGAUGAGCCAGGGCCUGUGGGGCCCCAUCCACGAGCUGGGCCACAACCAGCAGCGCUCGGGCUGGGAGCUCCCCCCGCACACCACCGAGGCCACCUGCAACCUCUGGUCCGUCUACGUGAACGAGUCGGUGCUGGGCAUCCCUCGGGACCGGGCCCACCAAGACCUGAAGCCCGCCGAGCGGGAGAAGAGGAUCCGGGACUACCUGAAGAAGGGGGCCCCUCUGGAGGAGUGGGAACUGUGGACGGCUCUGGAGACCUACCUGCAGCUUCAAGAGGCCUUUGGAUGGGAGCCCUUCAUUGCCCUCUUUGCCCAGUACCAGGGCCUGGACAAGGUGCCCUGGGAGAACGUGGCCAAGAUGAACCUGUGGGCAGAGAAGUUCUCCCACCAGGUGCAGAGGAACCUGGCCCCUUUCUUUGAGGCGUGGGGCUGGCCUAUCCAGAAAGAUGUAGCCGCCGCUCUGGCCACACUGCCGGCCUGGGAGGACAAUCCCAUGCUGCCGUAUCUGCUCGCCGCCAACUGAUUCCUGGAUGGGCUCCGAGUGGCCCCUGCUUCUCGCCGGGGCAGCCGCAGCCAGGGCGUGUACCAAGCACUGUACUGAGCACUUGGGAAAAUACCGCAGCGUGCUAGACAGGUUCCCUGCCUCAGGAAGUCUCUAACAGAAGCUGGGAUGUCUCCCCCAGUCACAACCAUCCCACUAGUUCUUCUGUGGGGAGCUCAGGGUGGGUGGGGGCUCUGCCUGGAAGAGAGAGCUGGGCAUGGGUAUGGCCUACUGACCCUUUGGGAGCAGCAGCCGACGGGGAGAAAAUGAGGAGGGGAAUCCAUUGAUGAGGGUCUGGCCUAGUGGGCUCUGCCCGCUUCUUCUCUAGGCCUGGGGCAGUGGCAGGGGGAGG
This is a messenger RNA of Ornithorhynchus anatinus (platypus), 3367 nucleotides long. Its product is annotated as TRPM8 channel-associated factor 2-like. Bases 238 to 2997 code for a protein of 919 amino acids. The record is from RefSeq and is a predicted model, not a curated record. Lineage: Eukaryota; Metazoa; Chordata; Mammalia; Monotremata; Ornithorhynchidae. The transcript has 7 exons.